This is a messenger RNA of Coregonus sp. 'balchen', 1130 nucleotides long. Lineage: Eukaryota; Metazoa; Chordata; Actinopteri; Salmoniformes; Salmonidae. The record is from the annotation of a GenBank genome assembly.
AUGAGGUACAUACUAUACCGGCAGACUACAGGCUACAUAGUAUACCGGCAGACUACUGGCUACAUAGUAUACCGGCAGACUACAGGCUACAUAGUAUACCGGCAGACUACAGGCUACAUGGUAUACCGGCAGACUACAGGCUACAUGGUAUACCGGCAGACUACGGGCUACAUGGUAUACCGGCAGACUACGGGCUACAUGGUAAACCGGCAGACUACGGGCUACAUACUAUACCGGCAGACUACAGGCUACAUACUAUACCGGCAGACUACAGGCUACAUAGUACACCGGCAGACUACAGGCUACAUAGUAUACCGGCAGACUACAGGCUACAUAGUAUACCGGCAGACUACAGGCUACAUAGUAUACCGGCAGACUACAGGCUACAUAGUAUACCGGCAGACUACAGGCUACAUAGUAUACCGGCAGACUACAGGCUACAUAGUAUACCGGCAGACUACAGGCUACAUAGUAUACCGGCAGACUACAGGCUACAUGGUAUACCGGCAGACUACAUGGUAUACCGGCAGACUACAUACUAUACCGGCAGACUACGGGCUACAUACUAUACCGGCAGACUACAGGCUACAUACUAUACCGGCAGACUACAGGCUACAUGGUAUACCGGCAGACUACAUGGUAUACCGGCAGACUACAUACUAUACCGGCAGACUACAGGCUACAUGGUAUACCGGCAGACUACAUGGUAUACCGGCAGACUACAUGGUAUACCGGCAGACUACAUACUAUACCGGCAGACUACGGGCUACAUACUAUACCGGCAGACUACAUGGUAUACCGGCAGACUACAUACUAUACCGGCAGACUACGGGCUACAUACUAUACCGGCAGACUACAGGCUACAUACUAUACCGGCAGACUACAUAGUAUACCGGCAGACUACAGGCUACAUAGUAUACCGGCAGACUACAGGCUACAUAGUAUACCGGCAGACUACAGGCUACAUAGUAUACCGGCAGACUACAGGCUACAUAGUAUACCGGCAGACUACAGGCUACAUAGUAUACCGGCAGACUACAGGCUACAUACUAUACCGGCAGACUACAGGCUACAGAGUAUACCGGCAGACUACAGGCUACAUAGUAUACCGGCAGACUACAGGCUACAUA